Messenger RNA from Penicillium brevicompactum, 831 nucleotides. RefSeq lists its product as uncharacterized. Lineage: Eukaryota; Fungi; Ascomycota; Eurotiomycetes; Eurotiales; Aspergillaceae. The transcript is spliced from 4 exons. The record is from RefSeq and is a predicted model, not a curated record. Gene Ontology annotation, cellular component: nucleus; 90S preribosome. The coding region runs from base 1 to 831 and encodes 276 amino acids.
AUGUCCGACACAAACGCCCCCAAGGGUCUUUCGGCCAAGAUCCAAAAUAAGCGCAAGAGACAAGCCGAGGACGCUGCGCCCCAGCAGGAAAAGACCGAGGCUGCAGGAACACCUGCAGAGGGAACCACCAAAAAGAAGCAGAAGAAGAACAAGAACAAGAAGAAGCAGGCUGAUGAUGGCGAGCAGUCAUCGCGCAAAGAUGGUAUUGACGAAUCAAUUGGCAAGAUGGACGGCCGGUUACUGGGCGAUUACUUUGCGCAAAAGGCCAAGCGACAUGAAAAGGAGCUUUCUGCUGUUGAAUUGAGCGAUCUUUCAAUUCCUGAUUCCGCCUUCCUCGACACCUCCAGCUUCACCUCUACCCGCAAGCUCGAACAGCUGCCAGAAUUCCUGAAGACUUUCAGCCCCAAGGGCGCAGAUCUUUCCAAGGCAUCUGAGAAGAAUGGAACCCCCCACACACUUGUGAUCUCCGGCGCUGCCCUGCGGGCUGCCGAUGUUGUGCGUGCACUUCGCCCGUUCUCGACCAAGGAAACUAUUGUAGGAAAGCUGUUUGCCAAGCACAUCAAACUGGAGGAAGCCAAGCAAUUCCUUACACGCGCUCGGUCUGGCAUUGGAGCUGGCACUCCUACCAGAAUCUCCGAUCUGAUUGAGUCCGGAACUCUCAAGUUGGACGAACUGGAGCGCAUCGUCAUUGAUGGAUCGCACAUUGACCAGAAGCAGCGAGGAAUCUUUGAUAUGAAGGAAACACACAUGCCGCUCUUGAAGCUGCUCACUCGGCCGGAAUUGCGGGACCGCUUAGGAUCGAAGAAGGGUGUGAAGAUCUUAGUGUUUUGA